CCCGCCCUGCCGAGCUGCUCCUGGGAGAUCCGCCGACGCGAGGCGCACAGCGCGCUCUCUGCCCCAGCUCCGUCAGUGUGUCCGGGCAGCGCUGAGUGGCUGCAGGCAGGUCCGCCGACACCGCGCACCGAGAGCAAACUAUCACUGGAAAAGCGUUUAAAAGCGACUCCUGUGCAACCUGAAGCCUUUUCCUCGCAGCCAAACACAGUUAUUCACCGGAGCCGAGUGAAUUUCCCCCUCUGUCCUGCUUUCUCUGGAGAUGCGUCGCUUGGAGAACUAGGAGCGGGAGGCGCUGCACACUGAAGCCGGGAUGAGUGGGAGCUCCGUGGGGUCCGGCGCGGCGCCUUGCCGCUUCGCCCACUACUUUGUUAUAUGCGGGAUAGACACAGAAACUGGACUGGAACCGGACGAAUUGGCAGCUUUGUACCAAUGGCUAGAAGCAGACCGCCAAGGCAGGGACCCCGAUGCGGCGACCACAGGGGAAAACUUUGAGCAGAGCCCCCUCAAGAGGACGUUCAAGUCCAAAGUGCUCGCCCACUACCCCGAAAAUGUGGAGUGGAACCCUUUUGACCAGGAUGCAGUCAACAUGCUCUGCAUGCCCAAAGGCCUGUCAUUCCGGACGCAGGCGGACCAGCGCGAGCCGCAGUUCCACUCCUUCAUCAUCACGAAGGAGGACGGCUCUCGGACCUACGGCUUCGUCCACACCUUCUACGAGGAGGUGACGAGCCCGCAGAUCUGCUCGGCCAUGCAGACGCUCUACCAGAUGCACAACGCGGAGCACGCCUCCGCCAACCCCCCUUCCUCCUCGUCCUCCUCCUCCUCCUCCAGUAUGGACUCUCUGGCGAGCAGCUUGGACGAAGCGGACUCCCCCACCUCGUCCUCGUCCUCGUCCUCGUCGCGAGGCGGCGGCGGCGGCGGCGGGUACGACGCGUCGCGGGACACCCUGUACGUCUCCAAGGCGCUGUGUCUGAUCACGCCCAUGCCCUUCAUGCACGCCUGCCGCCGCUUCCUGUCCCAGCUGCACCGGGCCGUCACGGCCGCCACCGCCCCGCCGCUGCCGCUGGAGAGCUACGUCCACAACAUCCUGUACGAGGUGCCGCUGCCGCCGCCGGGCCGCUCGCUCAAGUUUCACGGCGUGUACGAGCCCGUCGUCUGCCAGAGGCCCGGCCUGAGCGAGCUGCCGCUGGCCGACUUCCCCCUGGGCGACGCCUUCAGCCUGCUGGGAGUUGAGAACCUGGUCCAGCUCUUCACCUGCACCCUGCUGGAGAUGCAGAUCCUCCUCUACUCACAGGACUACCAGAGGUUGAUGACGGUGGCCGAGGGCAUCACCACGCUGCUCUUCCCCUUCCAGUGGCAGCACGUCUACGUCCCCAUCCUGCCCGCCUCCCUGCUGCACUUCCUGGACGCGCCCGUCCCGUAUCUGAUGGGCCUGCAGUCCAAGGAGGGCACCGACCGGUCCAAGCUGGAGCUUCCUCAGGAGGCCAACUUGUGUUUUGUGGACAUUGACAACCACUGCAUCGAGCUGCCGGAGGAUUUCCCCCAGUUCCCCAACAAGACGGAGUUCAUUCAGGAGCUCAGCGAGGUGCUGCUCAGCUUCGGCCUCUCUCCCAAAGGGGGCGCCCCGCCGCGGACCGGCACCCCCGCGCCUCGCUCCAACCCCGGCAGCACCCCCUCCACCCCGGGCCGGGAGCGCAAGGCGGCGGCGGCGCUGCGGGAGCUGGAGGACGACGGGCGCAACGGGAACCUGGCCGGGGACGAGCUCGCCGUGCUGGAGCUGCUGCAGGGAAACGCCACUUUGGAGAGGCUGCAGGCGCUGGCCAAGCGCACCGGGGUGACGGUGGCCCGCGUGGACGCCCUGAGGGCCGGGGUGAAAGGUCAGGGGACGGAGGGCCAGGGAGGGCGCACGGCGGCCGAAGAGGAGGAGCUGAGGAACGCCAAGCUGAGCGUCCAGCUGCGGGAGGUGUUCGCCAGCCGCUUCACCACCAUGUUCGCCGACUACGAGGCCUUCGUCAUCCAGAGCUCGCCGGAUCUGGAGUCCUGGCUCACCAACAGAGAGCAGAUGCACAACUUUGACAAGGCCUCGUUCCUGUCAGACCAGCCGGAGCCCUACCUGCCGUUCCUCUCCCAUUUCAUCGAGACCCAGAUGUUCGCCACCUUCGUCGACAACAAGAUCAUGUCCCAGUGGGAGGAGAAGGAGACCCUCCUCCGCGUCUUCGACGGACGCAUCGACAAAGCCCGCCUGUACAACGUCCGCGCUCCCAGCCUGCGCUCCUCCAAUUACCAGCGCUGCACCAUCCUCAAGGAGUCUGCCCAGGCCAUCGAGCAGAGGCUGAUGAAGAUCGACCACACCGCCAUCCACCCACACCUGCUGGACAUGAAGAUCGGACAGGGCAAGUACGAGCAGGGCUUCUUCCCCAAACUGCAGGCCGACGUGCUCAACGCCGGGCCCACCAACAACAAGUGGUCGCACAGGACGGCAACCACUCAGCGCAGGAAAGACCGCCACCGGCAGCAGACGGAGCAUCUGAACCUGGACAACGACUUGAAAGAGGAGGUCGACGGGUGUGUGGUCCUGCAGAACUCCAUGGCGUUCUGGGAGUGGGACAACGCGUCCCCCCCGCCUAUCAAACCGCCCAAAAAAUCCGCCUCCGCGUCCUGCCUGAAGUACAUGCAGGAGGCUCGCAGCCUGGGGAAGAACCUGCGCCAGCCCAAGCUGUCGGAUCUGUCUCCGGCCGUCAUCGCCCAGACCAACUGGAAGUUUGUGGAGGGUCUGCUCAAGGAGUGCCGCAUGAAGACCAAACGUAUGCUGGUGGAGAAGAUGGGCCGGGAGGCGGUGGAGCUCGGUCACGGCGAGGCCAACAUCACGGGGCUGGAGGAGAACACGCUCAUCGCCAGCCUGUGUGACCUGCUGGAGAGGAUCUGGAGUCACGGGCUGCAGGUCAAACAGGGGAAGUCAGCCCUCUGGUCUCACCUGCUGCACUACCAGGCCCGAGAGGAGAAGCUGGAGCAGCAGCAGGCAGAGUCACCAGUGCCGCAUGUUGCUGAGAGGAGGAAGUCUGAAUCGGCCAUCGGGAUGCCGUCUCUGCGUGUGUCCGUCAUACAGGACAUGAGACACAUUCAGAGUAUGUCUGAGAUUAAGACGGAGGUGGGCCGAGCCAGAGCCUGGAUCCGUCUGUCCCUGGAGAAGAAGCUGCUUUCCCAGCACCUCAAACAGCUGCUGUCCAGACAAGCCUUAACCAAGAAGCUGUACAAGCGUUACGCCUUCCUGCGCUGCGAGGAGGAGAAGGAGCAGUUCCUCUUUCACCUGCUCUCCCUCAACGCCGUCGACUAUUUCUGCUUCACCAGUGUCUUCACCACCAUCAUGAUCCCGUACCGUGCCGUCAUCAUCCCCAUCAAGAAGCUGAGCAACGCCAUGACCACCUCCAACCCCUGGGUGUGUGUGUCGGGCGAGCUGGGGGACUCGGGCGUCAUGCAGAUCCCCAAGAACGUCCUGGAGAUGACCUUUGACUCUGCUUUCAGGCCUCACACGCACAUCUCCGCCAUGUUCAAGUGUCAGAAUCUGGGGAAGCUGACCACCGUCCAACUGGGUCACGACAACGCCGGCCUGCUGGCCAAGUGGCUGGUCGACUGCGUCAUGGUGCGCAACGAGAUCACAGGACACACCUACAAGUUCCCCUGCGGGCGCUGGCUCGGUAAGGGGGUGGACGACGGCAGCCUGGAGAGGGUCCUGAUCGGCGAGCUGGUGGUUCCCAGCGGAGAGGAGGAUUCUGGGAGGGGCUGCCGCACGCCCCCGCUGCAGCGCUCGCCGUCGCAGACCAGGCGCAUCAGCAUCACGUCGCUGUCGGGACGCGGCUGCAAGCCAACGUCUGCGCAAAUCCAAGAGGCCAUCGGCGAGGCGGUGAACAACAUCAUCAAGCACUUCCACAAGCCCGAGAAAGAGAGAGGCAGCCUGACCAUCCUGCUGUGCGGAGAGAGCGGUUUGGUCGGAGCUCUCGAGCAGUUCUUCCACCACGGCUUCAAGUCCGCCCGGCUCUUCCAGAAGACCGUGUUCGUGUGGGACUUUGUGGAGAAGGCAGUGGCCUACAUGGAGUCGGCCGACCAGAUGGGAGACCUUCAGGAGACCGCCGAGCCCCUGGGGAUGACCUGUCAAUCACUCUGUCGCUACGUCAACGCCAUCAACUCCACGCCCAGGAGCAUCGGCAAGGAUGGAAAGUUCCAGCUGCUGGUGUGCCUCGGUGCCAGAGACCGCCUGCUGCCACAGUGGCUCCCCCUGCUGGUGGAGUGCCCGGUGAUCCUGAGGAUGUACGAGGACUCGGCCCUGCUGAGAGACCGCAGCACCGUCAACGCCCUCAUCAGCGUCCUGCAGACCCUGCACGACUUCCCCAUCACGCUGGAGAGCUCGCUGGUCAAAGGCGUCGACCUUUAACCCGAGCAGAGGCCGCUGGGACGCCGCUCAGCUCUGGAUUUUAAAAAAAAAACACAACUCAAAAAACAAACAACAAAAAACAACAAAACAAACCACUUUCCCCGCUCCCUCGCUGUUCCUCUCCGCUGACGUCAUCGCCCGUUGAUGAGGCCUGCUUGAUCCGAUUGGCUCUGGGAUUCGACAUGUGACCAGGGAAGGAGGAAGAGUGAGGCGUGAGAACUUUUUAAAGAGACAAAGAGACGCUCGGUCUACGCUUUGGAUCGCCGAGGAGUUUGGAUGCAGUAUUGAUACCUAGCCUGCGGUUCUGAAAGACUCUUUAACUUUAAUCUAGAGUGCUUUUCUUGUUUUGUUUUGUUUUGUUUUGUUUUUUAACCUACACCUAUGUGCAAACGCUGUGUAGCCUUUGUAGGUGCAUCUAGGUAGACCGUGUGAUCAAAUCCUUUCUGUUCCCUGCCUGCUUCCUACCUGUGAUCGCCGUCAUCCCUCGUUUAGCGUCGGUAGCAUUAGCAGAAGCAUGCCUAUGGGUCAGGGACGAGGAGACAGACACAAGAAGUCCCCGCCGGAGGGACUGAGGAUGUACAAACACACGGUGAUGAUGAAGGUGAGGAAGGUGACGGGGCGGCUCUCCUCUGAGCUGGACUUGGACUGGACUUUUUCCCCGGCGUCUUGUUUCAGCCCGCGGAUCCUAACGGACGCAAAGUCUACUGAUCAGAGAUGUGGCUCGGAAAGGCGGGAGCUUAACCUGCAGCUGCAUGGACAUUCCUACCAAAAACGACAGGCGCGGACCUGGCUGUUUUAAGAUGCUGUGUGUGUGUGAGUGUGUGAGUGAGUGUGUGUGUGUGUGUGAAUAAGCGGAGGUUGGAUUUUACGGACAUGUGUGUGUACAGAUGUGUGAACGCGUGUUAAUCCUCCUUUUAUUUUUGUAUCUUCCAGCUUCAAGUUUUCCAAGUUGAUCUACUGGUUUCUGUACUAAAAUGCACUGAAGCAGCAAAGUGUGUGAGCGAGCGAGCGAGAGAGAGAGAGAGAGAGAACCUGUGUAUGCCUGACAGAUUAUAAAGUCUCAUGGCUGUUCAUCUUAAAACGGACAUUUCGAGACCGUUUGCCAAUAACGACACUUCACAGUUUCAUAGUUUCUCCUUUACCUUUACAGUGACUUAAGUUAAUAAAUGCAAAAUGCACUGGAAGACAAAUGGAUACAAUAGGAAUUUCAUGGUGAAUCAGCCCCUUUUAAGUUUUUCUCCUAUUCUAUUCGUCAAAGCAUUAAUUUGAACUUAUCGUUUAAAUCCUCACAAACUAUCCAUAUCCAUACAUCCCCAUUCAAACUGAGGGCUUGUCUGACCUCAACAGGGUUUUUUCUUUCACUUUUUAUUCAUAUUUAGAUAUAAAACUUUUAAUUUAUUCCAUAAUUGAGCCCACAGCCUCUAGAGAUGGCUGGUAACUCGUUCAAUCUGUUUUUUUGUUUUUUUUUAGUGAUCUGCAUUAAAAAAAAAAAGGGUGCACUUGGACCCUUUCACCACGAUUGCCACUGACCGCUUUCUGAAUUAACCUCUAAUUGAGAACGGUGUAAAUAUUUUCGUUUGUGCAUGUUGAUAAAGUGUAUUUCUUGUGACUCUCCCCUCUGAUGAAGUCAGGACAAAAGGUUUUGAGGAGUGUGAGGGGGUUUAAAAAGAAAAAGAAAUAGACACGGGACGUCUCUUUGCCCUCCCUUCUGCUUUGACCUGCAGUAUUUAGUCUGUGAAGGACAUGCGGCCUGUUGGGGGUUUGCUUUCAUUUAUUUAAUAAUUUAAUUUUAACAGGCUGAGGUAGGAAGCCUGUGGAAUAACCAGGGAAAACACAUCUGGAGUGAAACCAGUAACCACAUUUUCCACUGAAACUCAUGUUGUACCACUGUGAUAUCGGACUGUCCAAGAGUUGGAAAAAUGCAAAUAUAUAUAAAAAAAAAAAAAAAAAACUUUCCUCUGUCUUGUCUUUGGGGGUUUAACCACAGAGUAGGUGUGCUGCGUCAUGCAUGCCCGGCUCCACUUCUUCUUUCAGCAUCCCGAGCAAACCUCCUCCACCGUCAACGAACAAGAAACAAACAGAAACAGAAACAGAAAGCGGGCACUAGACUGUAAAUCGCCCCCAUCCCACCCCAGCAGGUUCCCUCCUGGAGGAAACACGCCGUGGAUGAAGCCGUUUCCAGCUCCCUGCCUCCUGUCUUUGCUUCAGAAUAAAUGGUUCUUUUGUUACAGAAAACGUUGCCCGCGUGUGACAAAUGGUUAUUAACACACCGAGUUGGCUCUGCUGGAACGUGAAAUAGGAAAUGCUACUGAACCGGAGGCCUCUCUGUGGGCGUCACGGUUGCAAAUCGAGUCGUGGGAAGGACAGUAACGAAGUAAACGAAAGGAGUUUUAUGUCUCUGUAGAAGUGACAGACCUGUUCUGAUAUUUAUUAUGCCUAUUUCAUUAAAAACACCCAGUGUGUGACAA
This is a messenger RNA of Myripristis murdjan (pinecone soldierfish), 6894 nucleotides long. It is a transcript of the gene dennd5b, whose product is annotated as DENN/MADD domain containing 5B. Gene Ontology annotation, molecular function: guanyl-nucleotide exchange factor activity; small GTPase binding. The record is from RefSeq and is a predicted model, not a curated record. The transcript has 24 exons. NCBI's taxonomy places the organism in Eukaryota, Metazoa, Chordata, Actinopteri, Holocentriformes, Holocentridae. Bases 311 to 4426 code for a protein of 1371 amino acids.